UUUGUGACGCCCAGUUAUUACGUUAUAUUUAACCAAUAAGAAAUGAAUCGUGACUUCGUCCCAAAACGUUUCAUUUCUUAGAAAAGACCCACCGACAGGUAUUGUAGAGAUGUCUAUGAGCUAUAUAUCUGACCAAACGGCAUACUGUAAUUACCAGACGCAGUAAAAUAUCACGGAACAAAAUUGACUUUUUAUAUCGUAGACUAAAUAAGAUACCAUUAUGGCUUCAUCCUUUCCGGGUAAGUGUAGAGGCAAACUGUUAGCUGAAGAUGAAAAGAAGAUACAAGACAAUUGGUGUUAUCUGAAAGAAAACAUUGAAACUGGCAUAUACACAUUAAUUGACUAUUUCUACAAGAAUUCAUUGAUCGACAUGAAGGUGAAAACACGCCUUCAUAACUGUGAUGAAACAAAGAAAUCAGAGGAAUUAUUAAAUGUUGUAAUGAACAGUGGACCUGAUGGAUAUAAUAGAUUUUUGGAAUGUUUAAAAGAGGCUGGAUUUAAUGGUGUAGUCAAACAAUUAAAAUUAGAAUGUUGCAGUGUUGAUUGUGUGGCAGAGCAUAUAGAAAAGACAGGGAACGAACGAGAAAUAAGAAUUGUUUUAAUUGGUAAAACUGGCGUGGGCAAGAGUUCUUUGGGCAACACACUAUUACAUCUUAUUGGCGAGGACAAAUUUGUAUCUGCCGUGAGUGCCGGUUCCAUAACUGACAGUAAUCUACUAAAAGAAAGGGUAACACGCGUAGACAAGGAAAACAUACUUCUUAAAGUAUUGGAUACUCCUGGCUUAUCAGAUACUCGAAAAUCAAAUACAGAAAUAGCCAGUGAUCUGGUACGAUGCAUUAAUGACCUGGGUCCAGGUCCCCAUGUGUUUGUGUUCGUCUUCAAGAUAGACAGAAUAGAUGACAGUGUUAUGACCAAUAUAGAAUAUUUGAAGGAUAUAUUUGGUGUUUGUUUAGAGAAGUACGGCGUUAUCGUAUUUACAGGUAAGGAUCACCUCGAGGAGAAGCCAUUUGAGGAGUAUUUAAAAACUGCUAAGCCCGAAUUUAAAGUUUUUUUGUCUGAUUAUUGCAAAGACAGAUUUGCUGUCAUCAACAAUAAACACCGCGAUAAGAACGAUGUAGAGGAAAUAAAAAAACUAAUUAUCAAGACCAUCGAGGACAAUGGGUGCGAUUUUUAUCGAAACGAAAUGUAUGAAGAAGCUAAAACUAUGUACGAAGAGAAGUUACGUGUGAUAGAAGAAGAAAAAGUUAAAGUUGAAAAGGAGUUACAAGAUAAAUUCAUUCGGGAGAAGAAAGAAAAAGAAGAAUUAAUUAUUGUCCUUGAUCAAGAGACCAAAGAAAAGAUUAGAAUUGAAGAUCAACUGAAUCGCGAGAAAAGAGAAAAAGAACAAUUAAGAAAUGACUUCAAAGAAAAGCUUGACCAAGAGAUAAAAGAGAAAGUUAAAGUUGAGAAGGAGUGGAAAGAUAAACUCAAUUGCGAGAAAAGAGAAAAAGAAUGAUUAAAGUAUGACUUUGAAGAACGGCUUGACCAAGAGACCAAAGAGAAAGAAAGUUUACAGAACAGAUUAAAGGAUAUGGACAAGUUAAAGGAAGAAUAUAACAACUACCAACAAAUUAUCAAAGAGCACGAACAAAACCAAAAUCUACCUGAUGAAAAUGUGGCUUUUAAACGGGCUCUGGAAAAAACUAACUCACCAAAUGAUUCUGAAAAUAAUGCCACACAUGUGGAAACAAUGGAAUCUUGCGUUGAAGAAUUGAAAAGCAUUGGACAUUUAAAAAAUGUUGAUCUCGCGAAACUAUGUGACCAUCUUUUCACUGAUGGAUAUCUAGAUGCAAUUGAUAAAAGUGAAGUGAUCGAGUCUAAAACAUCAGUUGACACUAUUGACAGGUUAAUGAAAAUUCUGAAAACUAAAGACCGAAAUCAGAACGGUGAGGCCUAUAUAAUCAUUGUCAAAUAUUUAAAAAAUGAAAUUCGAGAUCAUGAUGCCAGCAACAACAGUGAUGAAUCUGUUCCUAACCAAGAGGAUUACAGCAACAGUGAUAAUACAAGCUACCAUUAUGAUACCAUCGACAACCGUGACACUAUCAGAUUCAAGAACAAUACUGGUAUCACAAACACUCAGGACACUGAUGAUACUAUCGAUACCACAAGCACCAACGACACAAAUGAUAAAUUCGACAACCUUGAUAUCACAUGCAGCCAGGACACCAACGACAGUCAUGAUACCAUCGACAACCCUGAUAACACAAACACCCAAGACAGUAACGACACUAAUGUUACCAUCGACAAUCAUGAUACCAAUAGCACUCAGGACACAGACGACACUAAUGAUACUAUCGACAACCUUUAUAACACAAACACCCAAGACAAUAACGACACUAAUGUUACCAUCGACAAUCAUGAUACCAAUAGCACUCAGGACACAGACGACACUAAUGAUACUAUCGGCAACCUUUAUAACACAAACACCCAGUUUUGGAAUACCAAAUUCUAUACUAAAGACCCCUAUCCGGGCUCAGAUUUCAUAACCAGGGGAGAGUAUAAAACAUAUUACCCCCUCCACAACGAAGUUUUAUAUUGUCAAGAUCUGGACAUGUUUAAAGGAGUAUUAGCAGCAUACGGUGAUCUAACAAACUCAGUGGAUAGAUUUGGUGAGACACCUGUAGAAAAAGUCAGAGAGUUGCAGGUAAAGAUAAAUAAAGAUAAAGCUAUAUUACUUAUUAAUGAACUUUAUGGUGACCCGAAACCCCUGCUAAAACUUAUUCAAACAGCACCACAUGAUCUCUCGAACUAUAUAUUUAACCCGUUAUCACCAACACAUGCAUUUGUGUCAUCUGAAGACAACUUGAUGACUCAAUUUUGUUUCGGUACUGUUAAGGAAUUAAGACAACUGUUGCUGCAGGGGCAUGCUAUUAACAGUACAACUAGGACAUACCCAAAAAACAGAUCUUUACUACACGUGGCCUGUGCAUACACUUCUUUAGAAAGUAUGAAGUAUUUGAUUGAUGAGGGAUUCGAUGUUAACAGAAGAGAUGAAUUGGGCAACACGCCGUUAUACUACUGUUGUUGUUUCCAAAGUGAUUCCGUUCAAAAAUUUAAACUGUUAAUAUCGAGAAAUGCUCGGUAUUCUGACAUCGAUAUGAUACGCAUUUUGGAAUUAGCCAUUAGUCGACUCGGAAAAGAAUCUAAACUGGUUAAAUAUUUAAGGAAAAUAUUCCAUGCUAAGUAGAAUCAUUCAUCAUACAGUCGAUCACGAGUCACGAAAAAGAUAGUUCGCAAAACGUGGACAUACGCCCACACAGCAACAAUGUGUCGACAUAAUCACAGAACACUGUUCAACCAGUGACAUGUUAAAACGAAGGAGAAGGUUAAUCUGACUGUAUUUUAUUACUUUAUUAAACAUACAUUAUGCAAGAGCAAAACUUGCUUAUUACAAGUCUUUCUUUAGGCCUGAAAUGUUAUCUAAAUUAUCAAUUAGACAUUAAUUAACUUAUCCAGACCAUAAUAAACUUUCGAUGUCAAGGCUAGCCUUCGAUGUUGGCUGGAUUAGAUUCCUAUAUGCCGCUAACGGCCAUUGAUAAUUAAAUAAAAAAAGUGGAUAAUCGAGACUAUGCUGUUUAUAUUAAUGAUUUUAGUAAUGAUGACCGGUACUAUGCAAAAAUUUCAUCCGCUUCUUUCUCGGCUCAUAGUGGAUCAAUUUGACUGAAAUUUUCAGCAAAUUACCUUUACACUUUCUAGUUUUUAACUAUUAUAGCGAGAACUGCCAUCUCUUUAUCUUAUCUCCCAUAAUGUAUCUUUAAUAUUAUUUAAUUAUUUAGUACUUUUAAUGAUUUGAUUUUAGAACAAAAUGUCUCGUAAGUCGAUAUGGACUGGGCACUGCUAUUAUUUUAUGUAUAUUUUAUGUAAUGUAUAUAUAUUCUUGAAUGCAGUGUUUGACACUAUAAUAAACAAAUUACUUACUUACUUACUUACUACAAAUCAAGUAAAUAGUAAUAAUCUUGUUGACCCCCUCAGUUGAUAAUGAUCAACAGAGUAAAAUAUCCAAUGACAAACAGUGAAAUAAUCGUAAUUUGAUUCGGGUUAAAAAGGCGUGAAAGUCUUACUGGGGAUUACGUUACCAAAUUUGGAUAACAAAUCUUUUAUAGGAUUACAUAACUGUUUGUGGUUUCACUGGGGCAGAGCCACGCCCAUUUUUUGCAUUUGUUUGUCAUCCACAGGCCGCAUUUCUUAACAGAUCCACUUCAAACUUUGCAUACUUAUUCCUUUUACCCCAAGGAUCAUCACAUUGUUUUUGGUGCAUGCCCAGCCCCCAGGGGCGGGUCACGCCUAUUUUCCUUUUGUGUGUCAGUGUGUCGCCUAUAGGCCGCAAUUCUUAAUCGACCGUCUUAAAAACUUUUCAUACUCACUCCUUAUUAUACCUUAAGAAUUACCUCAAAUAUUUUUUGGUGCUUGCCCGACCCCCUGGGACAGAACCACGCCCAAUUUUUGUGUAUAUCUGUAUGUCGCCCACAGACCGCAAUGUGCCGACCCCCAGGGGCAGAGCCACGCCCAAUUUGUAUGUUUAUCGUAUACAGGCUGCAAUUCUGGAUGGAUCAUCAUGGAACUUGGCAUAUGUAUGCCUUAUAUUGAAUUUGGUGCAUGCCCCGACCCCCAGGGACAGAGCAACGCCCAUGUUCUCUUUAGCGUCUGUGUUUCGCCUACAGGCCGCAAUUUUUAAUGGAUCAUCUUGAAAACUUUUCAUACUUAUUCCUUAUAGCCUAGACAAGGGCUCUUUUAUUUUCGGUGCAUGCCUGACCCCCAGGGACAGACCCACGCCCAAUUUUUGUUUGUGUUGGUGUCGCCUACAGGCUGCAAUUCUUACCAGAUCCCUUUGAAACUUUGCAUACCUAUUCCUUAUACGCCAAGGAUGCCCCCCGUUGUUUUUGGCGAAUGCCCGAUCCCCAUGGGCAGAACCACACCCAUUUUUCUUUGUGUGUCUGUGUUUUACCUAUAGGCCACAAUUCUUAAUUCAUCGUCUUUGAAAUUGGCAUAUGUAUUACUUAUAGCCUAAGGACGGCAACUAUUGAUCUUGAUGCAUGUUCCGAUCCCAAGGGACAGAGCCACACCCAAUGUUUGUGUGUUUAACGUAUACAGGCCGCAUUUCUGAUUGGAUUAUAUUGGAACUUGGUAUGCUUGGACGGCAACUAUUGAUUAAGGUGCAUGACCCCCCCCCCCCCCCGCGCCCUUUGGCCGAUUCCCCGCCCACUGUUUGUUAAUAUUUUGUCUGUAAAUAAUCUACAAGUUGAAAUUUUUAACAGAUUUGGAUCGGCAUGAUUCAUCAUAGGGUUGUACCUAUUUAUAUUGGUCUAUGUCCAACCCCCAGGGGCAGAGCUACCCCCAAGUUUUGUGCUUUUUGUCUACAGGCUGGAAUUCUGAAUGGAUUAUCUUGGAACUUGGCCCAUCUAUUCCUUAUACCGUAAGGAUGGCAACUAUUUAUUUUGGUGCAUGCUCCGACCCCUUGGGGUGGUGUCAAACCCAUUUUUUUUGGUAUAGUCUAAAUUUUGGAAAAACAAACCCAACAUCUAGCCGUCUUUGUCUCUUGUUAUAUUACAGUCGUUGCAGCCAUUUCAUAUUUCAUUCUCUUCAUUUUAAAAAAUACCACAUCAAUCAAAGCAGUAAUGUGGACAUAUAUUGCAGGGUUAGCGAUGCUCUUGUGAAAGUCUUAUUCCGCCAGGGGGGUCACGCGGUUAAGUGGGUAAGACUCUGGCUCGUUAGCCUGGAGGUCGGGUGUUCGAUCCCUGCAUUCCCCGAGAAAGUUCAUCCAGAUUUUCCGGCGUGGUUUCCCCUUGUCAGUGAUGCAGGAUGGAGGGCCUGACAAGGACAGCUGUCUAGCCGUUCGAAUGGGACGGAAAACCGAUGUCCCGUGUACAUAUUGGCGUGCAUGUAAAAGAUCCCUUGGCAGUUGGAAUUCGAUAUAAGAGUAGGCCGUAGCGCCGCUGCCCGGGCAAAAUUUUCCUCAUAGCACACUGUAUGGUGUAUGCCCGUCUUCAUUAGCCCAGGUUAGGAGCAGAACAGUAGGACGUUAAACCCCAUUUCAUUUCAUUUCAUUUCUUAUUCCGCCAAUUAUCUCUUCUAUUCCGUCUUCAUUAGCCCAGUCGGAGCAGAACAGUAGGACGUUAAACCCCAUUUCAUUUCUGUCUGAUUUUAAAACUAAACUGUAUCUAACUUUAUUCCCUCAAAUUAACAGAGUUUUUCUAUGGUGAACGACAAUUUCAAUUUAUCCAUUGCAAGUUGCGUAAAAAUAAGAUUUGGAAUGAACACCUUUUACACAGUAGUAGUUUAGUACCGCACGUCGAUUUUCUUCAAACUGAUUACAACUAUAUUAAAGAUACAUUAUGGAAGAUUGGAUAAAGAGCUGGCAGUUCUCAUUAUAAUAGUUAAAUUCUAGAUAAUGUAAAGGGAAUAUGCUGAAAAUUUCAGUCAAAUUGAUCCACUCUGAACCGUGAUAUUAUCGUUUGAAUUUUAGGCCUAGCCUCGAUCAUCAUUACUAAAAUCGGUACGAUAAAAAACAUAGUCUCGAUUAUCCAUUUUUGGAUUGAAUCAUCAAUGAGCGUUGAGCAGCAAAUCUGAUUCAAAUCCAGUGAAAAUCCGACACAUAAAAUGGCACUAGAGUUGAUUAAGCUCUUUUCAUGUUCAUAAAUGUUGAAUUUAUAGUUUAUAUAACAUUUCAGACCCAACGAAAGUCCUGCAAUAGGCAGAUUUAGCUUGUGCAUAAUGUAUGUUUAACUUAACAAAGCAUUUUACUCCGUAAAUUACAAGCUUGUGUUGAGGUAUAUAUUAUUUCAUUAUUUGUACCAUAACUUAAUAAUGUAAAUUAUGCUGUGUCUAUAUAUAUUACUUAAAACUGUACAUAUUAUACUAUUUACACUUUAGCCACAAAGACGCAAAUUUGUUUUGUUUUUCUUUUUGUAGCCUGUUCUUUGUGCCUUUCAUUUGUACAAUAUUUUCGAAAUAAAUACUGUUUAAAUAUAACAAAACUAUAGCCUGUUCACAAAACUUUUCGGCGAAGGGGAGAUAACUGCGGAAAGGGUAGUCGUGGAACGCUGGAUAUUGAUAGGGUUCACUUUAAAAUCAAAUUUUAGAAAUAAAUCCGUUAAA
This is a messenger RNA of Patella vulgata (common limpet), 7134 nucleotides long. Its product is annotated as GTPase IMAP family member 9. The coding region runs from base 1571 to 3226 and encodes 551 amino acids. Gene Ontology annotation, biological process: regulation of apoptotic process. NCBI's taxonomy places the organism in Eukaryota, Metazoa, Mollusca, Gastropoda, Patellidae. Gene Ontology annotation, molecular function: GTP binding; protein binding. The record is from RefSeq and is a predicted model, not a curated record. The transcript has 6 exons.